Messenger RNA from Oryctolagus cuniculus (rabbit), 4178 nucleotides. It is a transcript of the gene RRAGD, whose product is annotated as Ras related GTP binding D. Gene Ontology annotation, biological process: cellular response to starvation; positive regulation of TORC1 signaling; negative regulation of autophagy. Lineage: Eukaryota; Metazoa; Chordata; Mammalia; Lagomorpha; Leporidae. Gene Ontology annotation, cellular component: lysosome; Gtr1-Gtr2 GTPase complex; nucleus. The record is from RefSeq and is a predicted model, not a curated record. Gene Ontology annotation, molecular function: GTPase activity; GTP binding.
GCGCGCCUGGCUGUGCGGGCCUGGGGCCGCCCGGCCGCCGCGCGCCCCUCGGGAGUGAGCGGGGGGAGCUUGGGCUUCCGCCCCGCGGCGCGGAGCCUGCGGCCGGCGCGCCGUGCGGGUGUGUGUGUGAGUGUGUGUGUGACAGUGUGUGUCAGGUGACUCGGGUCACGCAGUCUCCCUCUCCCUCCUCGGGGAGGAACUGCCGCGCUCCGGCUGACUCCUCCGCCGGCGGGCGGGGCGGGGGAGGGGGCUCCGCGCGCUCUGGGAGCCGCGGGACCCGGACCUGGGCGCCGCCCGCUGCGGGGGACGCACGGCCCCCGGCGAGCUCCAGACAAAACCUCCAUUCAGAAAUAGGUUGCGGGCGGCCGGCGAGGAGGCUUGGUACCCCCCUCCCUCCCCGAUCCGGGACCCCCGCCGCCCGCCCCCGGGCCGGCCGGCCGGUGGGCGCGAUGAGCCAGGUGCUGGGGAAGUCUCAGCCGCAGGACGGAGACGACGACGAGGAGGAGGAGGAUGAGCUGGUGGGGCUAGCGGACUACGGGGACGGGCCCGACUCCUCGGACGCCGACCCGGACAGCGGGACGGAAGAGGGAGUUCUGGACUUCAGCGACCCCUUCAGCACGGAGGUGAAGCCCAGGAUCCUGCUCAUGGGCCUGCGGAGGAGCGGCAAGUCGUCCAUUCAGAAAGUGGUCUUCCACAAGAUGUCGCCCAACGAGACCCUCUUCCUGGAGAGCACCAACAAGAUCUGCCGGGAGGACGUCUCCAACAGCUCCUUCGUCAACUUUCAGAUCUGGGACUUCCCGGGACAGAUCGACUUCUUCGACCCCACCUUUGACUACGAGAUGAUCUUCCGGGGAACGGGCGCACUGAUCUUCGUCAUUGACUCACAGGACGACUACAUGGAAGCCCUGGCCAGGCUGCACCUCACCGUGACCCGCGCCUACAAAGUGAACACGGACAUCAACUUCGAGGUGUUCAUUCAUAAAGUGGACGGCCUGUCAGAUGACCACAAAAUUGAAACCCAAAGAGACAUUCAUCAGAGGGCAAACGACGACCUUGCUGACGCCGGACUAGAAAAAAUCCACCUCAGCUUUUAUCUGACAAGCAUAUAUGAUCAUUCAAUAUUUGAAGCUUUUAGCAAAGUGGUUCAGAAACUGAUUCCACAGCUGCCAACUCUGGAGAAUUUGCUAAACAUCUUUAUCUCAAAUUCGGGGAUUGAAAAGGCAUUUCUAUUUGAUGUGGUCAGCAAAAUUUACAUCGCAACUGAUAGUACUCCAGUGGAUAUGCAAACCUAUGAGCUCUGCUGUGACAUGAUAGAUGUGGUUAUUGACAUCUCUUGUAUUUAUGGUCUCAAAGAACAUGGAGCAGGCACCCCCUAUGACAAGGAAUCCACGGCUAUUAUAAAGCUGAACAACACAACUGUGCUGUAUCUGAAAGAGGUGACAAAGUUCCUGGCUCUCGUCUGCUUUGUCAGAGAGGAAAGCUUUGAAAGAAAAGGUCUGAUUGACUAUAAUUUUCACUGCUUCCGGAAGGCCAUCCAUGAGGUCUUUGAGGUCAGAAUGAAAGUGGUGAAAUCGCGGAAGGUUCAGAGUCGGCUGCAGAAGAAAAAAGCGGCCACCCCUAAUGGAACCCCUCGAGUUCUGCUGUAGGUGAGGUUUCAGGAAUCAGGCCAAAUCUUCUGGAAUCAGGCCUUUGCCAUGAGGCUUCUGCACUGUGACGCACUAACGGAAGAGGAAGGAGGAGCCUGGGACUCAUGACACAUAUUUGUUGUUAAAAAAAAAAAAAUCCUGCAACCCUCUUGAUCUUAUCUUUUUUUAAAUAAAGUAAGCACUUUGAAGCAAACACUUGUAUAUCAACAAUGAAGUGGAACCCACUGUACUUUCGUUACACAAAUGUAAACUUCUGUGAUCUGUAGUCAGGAAAAUCCCAAGUGAGAACUGCCAGGAACUGUACAUAUGUUGCACUUUUUCAUGUUUUUUUCUCAGUGAACUGAACUUUGAUAAAACGACUUUUCUAAGCUUUUUUCUGUACGUGGUGUCAAGGACGUGCAUACAUGUAAAGUAUAACACUAUGGCAAUCAGCAAGGAAUCCAAAAGGGAUGCAUUGGUAAUGACUUUUUGUAAAUUUGGGCAUCUUUGCUACCAGUUGUUGAGAAAAAUCAUUUUUCAGUGGGGCUGGAACAGACCGGGGCUGUAGGCUCCUGGAGCAAUAAGAAUUGUUCCCUGUUUAUAACCAGCGUGAACAGGAAUUUUGUAGAAUGUCGUUAGUAGCAAACUGACCUACAAGUUUCUGGCACUGGGGCUGUGCCUCCUUGCUCGGUAGUUUUCGUGAAGUUCUCGGCCCCCCACGCCGCUCUGUGAUCACGUGGUUCAGGGGGAUGAUUUCUCUAUGGUACCUGACUAUGCUUUAGAACCUUUGGGACCAGACCUCCACAGUGCUGCCGGUCACUGGGGAGAAACAAGGGUGCAGCUGAGCUGCAGCGUGUCGAGAGGCUUUCCUGUACCUUCCCCCCGGGGCUGAAAUAGCUUCGGAGGCCAAAAGGUCUUCAAAUGUAGGUGACUGACAGCUACAGACAAAGCCACAUGUACACAGUAAUAGCUGGCUGGCCCCUGUGUAAUGGCCUGUGGUUGUGCUACCUUUCAAAUGGCUAUAUAGGACCAGUCCCAGUGAAUGGAGAAAAAACUCAGCUCCCCACCAUAAAGCAUCAUUCAGCUGGUCACGCCGGUCACCUCCGCGUCUUCUUGUCCCCUCUGAUCAUGUGCCUCAGGUCUGUGUGCUGGCUGCAAACCCCUGGCGGCCAGUGGGAGAGGCGGCCUGGAGCAGACAUUCACGUUCGCUGUGUCAUUGUUUCUAUGACAUCCUUUUACGUAUGUGUAUUUUCACUAACUGGAGAUUAAAAGCCCUAAAUCCACCGGAAUGCCGAAGCAUUCCAAGUAGGUAAUUCUGAGUCCUGUCAAGGGGUAGCCUGGAGGACUUGCUUGUGCAGCAUUAGAACAUAGUUGUUUUUGUUUUGUUUUUUAAAGCAAUCUCUUGGGGAUAUCAAAGCUGCUCCUGGCAAAAUAUAAAGUCUCAAAAGUAACUGUUCAAACUCUCCUACUUCUCCCUAUGGCUUCUUCCUGUCCUUUCCCCUUUGUCUCCCCAAAUCCUAUUCCUUUCAAGCUGGCAACUGCAAAUGAAGACAGGAGCUGAGUGGGGUUGAGGGUUUGAGCCUUCCAUGGUGUCAAUAUUUCGAAAGGAGAGUUUUGAAAAUUGUAAAGGCACGCUAAUUCUUCCUCUGAUUCCUGCUCAUAAACCUGGAUGGGUAGGACUCCGGGGUCCCAGGGGAGUCUUCUUCACUUCCAGAGCUAUCCCCUGUUGGAUGUUUGCCAGUGGGUCUGGCCAUGUGCAUUGUCCUUAUAAAUCUGAUUCUCUAGUGUUUUGAUUUUUUUUUUUUUUUACAGAAUGUUUCUCUUUGACUAAGCAAAAGAAUCACUUUUCUAAUGUAACUUUAUCCUUAAGAGAGAGACUUUUGCCUGUCGGGGAAACCACAUAUUACUUAGGUAUAUAUUAGUAUAACCAGGAGGAGCUUCCAUUUUUAAGCUGGGUGUAUGAUGAGUUUUUGUUAAACUGUGCCUUAAAGAGCCUAUUACUUCAAGAGCAAAUGAGUCUUUGGGGGAAAGGCAAAAAUAAUCCUAUGGAAUAGGACCCAAGUUCAUGGUAAUAAGUGUACCCUUUGAUUAAUCCCAUGUUAAUAAUAGAUUAUGGCCUCAAACUUUAUGUGGCAAUGACCUAUGACCUCUUAAUUAAAGGAAGAUGUAGAAACUACAUCUAAGCAUUCAAAUUUUCAAGUCUCUGCUAUUGGAAUGACAGCAUUUCUUCACUUUUUUUGCAUUUUAUUUCUGAUAUGGGAGUUAGCUUAUUUCAAUGUGUAUGGCCGUGUUUUGUUCUCAGAUCUGAUGCUGUAAGUACAAAGCUGAGACACAUGGCUCCCGUGACUGCCCUGGAACAUCUUUGCUUGGUUUUAAGGGUUGAGAACUUGAACCGUAGGUUUCUAGAGCCGGGCAGUCCUCUGCCUUUUGAAUCCGUUAGAACUACCUAGAAGCAAGACUCUGAAUUCUAAGCUUUGGUUAUUUUCUGUGAUGUAGGUUAGUGUGAGUGACCAGUAUGGCGUUUUCUUUUCUUUUUUUUUUUUUUUUAAGAAA